Molecule: messenger RNA, 432 nt
Organism: Paramecium pentaurelia
Lineage: Eukaryota; Ciliophora; Oligohymenophorea; Peniculida; Parameciidae
Source: the annotation of a GenBank genome assembly
AUGGGAAGUUCAUGCAUUUCUAAUUAAAAAGAUACUGUAUUUGAAGAUUUAUUUAGUACUUAAAUCACCUCAUAAGAGAGAGGUAUCCAAAAUAUCAACUAGACUAUUGAAGGCAACUUUUAGUAAGUUAAAUUGUUAAAGGAAUCCUUAGAAGAAGGAAUCUAAAUUUCUAAUAUUUAAACUAUAGUAAUUACACCAAGAUGUGAGUUAGAGGGAGCAAAAAUUGUUGGUGAAUUAGUGAAAUUAGGAAAUCAAAUUACAAUAAUUUCAAAAAAAAUACCUGAAAGUCCUCAUGUAAGUGAGAGGUCAAUUUCAAAGAAAGGAAUUUUAAAAAAUAAAUAAGAUAUAAAUGUUACUUAAUCAGCAGAUGGAUGUUUGUUAUAUCCAUCUCCAAAUAGAAAGAGUGGAAAAAAUAUCAAAUUCAAAGGGUGA